AUGACUACGACCAUACUUCCUCUCACAUUCUUCGCAGUUUUCGCGUUGUACACCGGGAUUGGAUGGGCGAGGAGAUACUAUCGUAGAUCUUCCAAGAUCCAUCCCACCCCUCCAAACGAAAAGACCUCCUCAUCUCAAAUCAUCGAACCGUUAACCCCCUUCGACUGGAAAACCACCGAACCGGAAAAGCACCGGCCCUAUAAGCCCAAAUACAACCUCACCAUGUCUAUCGAAAAAACCACCCUCUCGGACCUCCUCGCCAUCGACAACACCUACCUCGACCGAAUCACCCUCCGCCGACAGAUCAUGGCCGACCACGAGGAAACCGUCCUCGCAGCGAACGACAACGUCGCUCGUCCUGCUAUCCAAGAAUUCUACGUCUGGAUGGUAGGCACCUACCUCCCGAACCGAUAUCCAGACCUGUUCGUUCUCACCCCAGAUCGAAACACUACCACUCCCAACUCCUCCGCGAAUCUAUGCCUAUACAGCAAAGUCACCCACGAAUCUUAUCCCCUUACCCUCCCAGCAUCAACCCCAGGGAUUGACAUCCUCCGUCACCUGGGCGGACUCAUCGAAGACGACAUCCUCUUCCUACUGCCCUCGGCCGACGGAGACGGGUACGCUCUACAGGCGUUCGUGACCUGUUUCCCGAAUGGGUUUGACACGCGCAAGAAACUAGGGUUGAAGUUGAGGGAUAUUCAUAUCCCCGUGCCGGGCUAUAAGGAGAAGUUGGAGAGGAGUAUGGAUCGGUGGUUUGAGAGAUUGGAGGUCGGGACGGUGGUGAGGAGGUUUAAUUGGACCAUCCAACCACAUGGUCGUCUCUUUGCGCCCUCGGGGAAUCAUCUCUACGAGGGCGACGAGGUGAAGCCUAUCGAGGCGGAUAUUGAUCAGACCUACGUGCGCACCGAACGCCAACUCGUGCACAGGCUUCCCCACAGCAAAGCCAUCUGCUUCUCCUUCAAGACCUAUCUCUAUCCCAUCCGGGAUAUCAAGGCCGAAGGACUGGGCGAGACGCUGGCGCAGGCGAUUGACGGGCUGCAAGGGGGAAAUGUACCGGGGAUGUAUUACUACAAGAGGGCGGCCGUAUGGGGGGUUUCAGUGAAAAGGUAUUUGAGGUCGUAG
This is a messenger RNA of Aspergillus melleus, 1122 nucleotides long. Its product is annotated as heme-dependent oxidative N-demethylase family protein. The record is from RefSeq and is a predicted model, not a curated record. Lineage: Eukaryota; Fungi; Ascomycota; Eurotiomycetes; Eurotiales; Aspergillaceae. The transcript has 5 exons. Bases 1 to 1122 code for a protein of 373 amino acids.